This is a messenger RNA of Durotheca rogersii, 546 nucleotides long. RefSeq lists its product as uncharacterized. Bases 240 to 446 code for a protein of 68 amino acids. The record is from RefSeq and is a predicted model, not a curated record. Lineage: Eukaryota; Fungi; Ascomycota; Sordariomycetes; Xylariales; Xylariaceae. The transcript has 2 exons.
AGGGAGGGGAGGCGAAAGGGGGGGGGAGAGGAGAAGGUCCGAUUCCAGGCGAAGGACCGAGCAGAAUCUGCCAUCUGAAAACCCCAAGUCAACGGACGAAGAGGAGGGUUUUCUUUCGCGGUGGCGAGGGAUGCUGGAAACGAGAAGAAGAGCAUCAUCAUCAACAAGGACAAGGACACGGAUACCUCAUCGCGCACGUCUGAGCCGGGGGGGGAGGGAGCAGGCAUAUAUAUUUAUAUAUGUGUGGGCGAACAGCAGAGGGAAGCUGGGCCAGGACAUGCAUAUGUUAUAGCGUUACCUACACAUAUUACACCACUACACGAUAUAUAUACACCAUAGAGCUGGAUACCGGAAAUUAUAGAGUGCGUAGUAUGUGCGCCUUCAUGUUUUAUUUUUUCCCUCCUCUUCUUUUCUUUGUCAAUUAUUAUUUUAGAUGUCGUGGCUAGCGCUUUAAUAAUACCUGCAUUCUAUACCCUGCCACCUGUUGUCUGAUGCAAAGGAUGCCCAGGGAAAACUUGCGUGGUCCGUGACUUUUUUGUGUGGAAC